This is a messenger RNA of Acanthosepion pharaonis, 564 nucleotides long. Lineage: Eukaryota; Metazoa; Mollusca; Cephalopoda; Sepiida; Sepiidae. The record is from the annotation of a GenBank genome assembly.
AUGACGGCGUUGGCUUGGGGCUAUUUCCCAGGCGUCAACGUUACUAUCUUCGUCUUCUCACUUUCUUUCUCGCGGUACGCUCCAAUUUAUAGGAUUACUAAAGAGGCAUAUUGCAAUGGGCCCCGGUAUAAAGUAGCGAUUUUCUCCAAGAAUGCGGCCGGCGUGUAUAGGCAGUCGCGGGAGUGGAGGCUGGGGAGAUCGACACAGGAAAUUAACGCACUGAUAGCGGGGGGAAAAACAAGCGACACACACAACUGGUCGGUUUUAUUGACGAACAAGCGGGAACACGCGUGCGAGAACGCGCUUGCGCGCGCCUCAUCGACAUUGCACAACAAUAGUUCUCCAGCCCCCUGUUUCUUCGUCUGUCCCAGAUGCUUCCUCACUCAUCUCCUCUACCCGUUUCCUCGGCCCCUGUCUCUCCAGCUCGAGACGAACGGCUUCAACCUUUCUCACUGUGUCUUUCUGUCAAUGAAGCGAUUCAAUGCUAAAGACUCUUGUCCGUUCGUUCCCAAAUGCGGACUUGUGCCCUCUUGCCCGUUCUCUUGCCAUUUAUACGCCUGGUAA